UCAUAGAACACCUAUUACCAAACAAAAUGGGAGAUCCUCAAAGAAUGAGUGAGUUAAUAUCUAGCGUCAAAUCCGCAAUAUUUCAGCCAUAUCUUCAAAGAAUCGAAAAAUGACCCAUCAAAGUUUUGGGUUGUCGUGUAGCAUAUUUAAAUAACCUGUAAGUUCUUCGUAAACCAUGAUAAAGUUGAGACUUUACUGCUUCGUUAUUUUGUUAACAUGGUCAAGUUACAGGAAAACAUGCCCUGUUUUACUCCACAGGGUGCGAUGCUUGCCGGGACAUGAAUGAACACAAGUAUUCAUUUCAAAAGCAUGUUGUAAUCCACAUGGAUGUGGUAAGGAUGUUUGAAAGGAAAACGAUGCCUCGUCAUCCAAAAGUUCAAAGAGAGUACGGACGAGAAAAACGAAUUGAAAUGUCAAUGAAGGCCUCUGCUUUGCGAAACUCUGGAGGAGGAGUUAUAUUCUGCCACCUCAGUGGGAAAAACAAAAUCAACAAAUGCCUCGGACAAUUCGAUGACAUGUUCUCAAAUUCUCAAAUCUUUUGCCUUGGUGAAGGGGAAAUCUAUUCUCAUGAAAUACAACGAGAGUGGUUUGAGAAUACUGACUUUCUUGUCAUUACAGUAUCUCAGUGUAUCUCAACGAGGGUAUCUACAGCAAAUGUAAACAGUUACACUUCCAACCACGGAUCUCUCGUUGUUGCUUCUCUUGCCGAGAUAAAAACAUUACUGUUCGGUAAACGCGAUGUAGGUCACAGACGUCCAGUUGUCAGAGGAUUGGAGAAUCUUCAGAAAGGAGUAGAUAUUAGGCUGACACAUUUAAUACCCCAAGAACACCUCACGAUCAAUGCCAAUAUUUCUGAAUCUUUGUACAGUUAUGGCUUACAUAUGUUUAUUUCGGCAUUUUCCAAAAACCGAUUUGGUGGGUCUUUUUACAUUGGAGUUCGUGACGAUGAAAUCGGUCCAAUCAUGGAGGGUGUUGACAUUACGUCUAAGGAUCACACAGCCUUUACAGAAGCGCUGAGACACUUUGUUCGACAAAAUCUGAUGAUCAUACCAAACAUUCACACUCACAAAUCAUAUGACCUGACAGACCUUGUGGAAGUUACUUUUCAUCCAGUCAAAGAAGACAAAAGCGUGAUUGAAUUCUCAGUCAGGCCAGUAAAUGGAAGUGUGUUCAGAGAUAGAGGUGGACCCUCUGCCUACAAACUAGAUGAAAAGGGUGGUCUGCGUAGGAUGACAUGUCAGGAAUGGAUGCAGAAGAUUCAGCCUGCAGAGUAGAGACCAAAUGAUGAAGAUGCAUGAUGGGGAAUGUCAUAAAUGAAAACAGCAUGGUCUAUAGUAUAAUGUUCAUGGAGAAGUGUUUGAGAAACUUUUGUGUGGACGAAUCUGAACUGUUAACGGGACUUGGGGUCUUGUGAAGACAGGAAACACCCUAGUGAGUUUCUAUACUGACUUUGUCGUCCAUAAACAUUCUUGUUUAAACUCUGGAUGCCAACAACGCAUGGUCCUACCAACGUUCAAAGUCCAUUCACUGUGGUUUGAACGUACCGUUACAAAAUUUGUGUGUCAUUUGGAACAAAAUCAUUUUCAGUAAAUGAUUAUUUACAAACAGCUCAAAACCAUCAUCUUUAGCCUCGCUGAUUAUAUCAUUUUUAAUUAAGUAUUUUUCUAUUAGCUCAUAAGCAAGAAAAUAUGUGUUCUGAAACAUUUUAAUGGGGAACAUUUACACAGAGAGCACCUUGAGACUAAAGAGUUCAUCUUAAAUGCAAGUGUAAGAACUUCAUGGAAAGGUCAUGGCACCUGUGAACAUUUAGUGAUAAGUUGCAUUUUGUAUAUUUGUACACUGUAUUGUAUAUUUUUAUAAUCGCGAUACAGAUCAGUACAAUUGUGGUUUCAUGCAACCAAACGUUGCAAGGGCCUAUGGCCUUUUCCCUGAAUACACAGCUGUCUGUCUGUAUAAAUGUGGUUUGAACUAUAUAGGGACAUAUCAUUUAUAUUGAUUUGUGUAUCCUUACUUGUUGGCUCAAAUGAGCUUCACGAUCACUAAAGUAUUUUGUCAGAAAUUAUUACUCAGAACUGUAUACCAGUAGUUAACUCGCUGGCUGGCUGUUUGAAUAUGGGCGGUGGGGUAGCUUUGUUGUUAACGCAUUCGCUCGGCAUGCCAGAGUACUUGGUUCGAUUCCCAGCAUAGGAUGAUGUGUGAGGCCCAUUUCUCAUAUCCUCCGCCGUGAUAUUGU
Messenger RNA from Haliotis rubra (blacklip abalone), 2233 nucleotides. RefSeq lists its product as uncharacterized. NCBI's taxonomy places the organism in Eukaryota, Metazoa, Mollusca, Gastropoda, Lepetellida, Haliotidae. The transcript is spliced from 2 exons. The record is from RefSeq and is a predicted model, not a curated record. Bases 279 to 1274 code for a protein of 331 amino acids.